UGAAUUUUAUUAAUUGAGUGUAUGUGUGUGUAUACAUAUAUAUAUUGAUGUAGCUUCCUUUCUUUUCCCUUUGUUAUCAUCUUCUUCAACCCUUUUCCGAUGAAGCUUCUACCAAGGUCUCUUUUUUGGUUUUGUUGUCAUCAUCACUGUACCUUCCAGUUUAUCGUCGUCAUUGCUCCCAUCUAGUUGUUGUCAUCACUGCUCCUUGAAUAAAAAGGACUACUCUGCCUCUUUUCGUCACCAGGUGAAAUACCAAAGAAGAGAAGACUCUACAUUUGUUGUGUAUUGCUUUCUCCUUCUUUCUCCAAAUAUGAUAUUUGUCGUGCGGUGAUUUUUGCAAUGUGCCUAAUCCCUCUUUUCCAUAUCUAAUUGCCGCUAUGCAUCAUGCAUCGUGGUUUAGAUCUAAUCUUCUUUGAUGUCGUUGUAAUUAAAAGCUUCAUUGUAGGACAUCUUUCGACCUAAAUCAAAAGGUCUUGGGUUAUUGGGAGAAUGACUAUUGAAAAGCUACAAGAUAAGCACCAAAAUUAUGAACUGAAAUGGAUAUGGUUAAACUUGCAUCAGCGUGACAACGUUCCGAUCUCUCGUCAUAUGGCAUUACAAGCCCCAAUGUGAAUCCAACAUUCUACCAAAUUUCCACAGGAUAGCUUCAAAACGUUUUCAAAGCAACUGAUUCUAAACAAUUGCAUUACUUACACAAGAAAGCUUUGACUCAUCUCCUUCGGUAGAUCCAUUUGCAGCAAAGUAGUCGUGGACGAAUAAAAGCCACAAACACAUUCUCCAACUUCCACCACUUAUUCCAUGGCUGAACUUCCCAAUUCCAACCCCUUCUUCAAGCAACCGCCCUUCUUCUUAACGUAUAAAUCAGCAACCUCUAGACCACCUCAACAUCUAAAGUUUUCCAAAUAUGGGUUUGAUUCUCGGAAAGAUCAGUGUCGAAACCCCCAAGUACGAGCUGAUUCAAUCCACUGCCGACUACGAAAUCCGCAAAUACGAGCCAUCAGUGGUGGCCGAAGUCACCUACGAUCCGACCCAGUUCAGAGGCAACAGAGACGGUGGCUUCACCGUAUUAGCCAAAUACAUCGGAGCCAUUGGUCAGCCACAGAACAUCAAGUCCGAGAAGGUGGCCAUGACGGCGCCGGUGAUAACCAAAUCGGAGAAAAUUCCGAUGACAGCUCCGGUGGUGACGGGGGGCGGCGGUGGCGAAGGGAAGCCGAUGACGAUGCAGUUCGUGCUACCCAGCAAGUACAAGAAGGCGGAGGAGGCUCCUAAACCGGUGGAUGAAAAUGUUGUGAUAAGGGAAGAAGGGGAGAGAAAACUCGCCGUCGUGAGAUUCAGCGGAAUUGCAACGGAGGGAGUAGUGGCGCAGAAGGUGGAGAAUCUAAAGAAAAGCUUGGAGAAAGAUGGGCAUAAGAUGAUUGGGGAUUAUGUGUUGGCAAGAUAUAACCCACCUUGGACAUUGCCUUCUUUGAGAACUAAUGAAGUUAUGAUACCAGUAGAGUGAUUUGAUUUGAUUUGAUUUGCAGCGUUUUUAGGCAUUCUGUGUUUGAUUUUGAUGUAUGUAGUAUCAUUUCUAAACUCUGUUUCUUUCUUCUGAAUAAUACAAUCAUAUGUAAAGAUAAA
Benincasa hispida (wax gourd) is the source of this 1620-nucleotide messenger RNA. It is a transcript of the gene SOUL-1, whose product is annotated as SOUL heme-binding family protein. Lineage: Eukaryota; Viridiplantae; Streptophyta; Magnoliopsida; Cucurbitales; Cucurbitaceae. The record is from RefSeq and is a predicted model, not a curated record.